Molecule: messenger RNA, 1235 nt
Organism: Cydia fagiglandana
Lineage: Eukaryota; Metazoa; Arthropoda; Insecta; Lepidoptera; Tortricidae
Exons: 7
Coding region: 420-1163 (247 amino acids)
Source: RefSeq, a predicted model, not a curated record
AGUGAUAACUUAACAAUCUCUAUAUACCUACAUAUAACAAACUGUUGUAUAUAGAUUUACCUUUAUUUACCGACGUUUCAACACAGGUUUCACUAGUUGUGGUCGCGGCUAACUGAUGUCCCAGCAUUUUUUUUUUAUAUUUUAUUUAUUGAAAUGUCAAAACAAAGAUCAGAGAGGCGCAAAAUGUAGGUGCGCACUAGACCUUAUAAAACAAAGCCGCCUGCCACGUCUCUUGUUUGUGUGUUUGUAUGUUCGCGAUGGACUCAAAAACUACUAAACGGAUUUUCUUGCGGUUUUCACCUAUCAAUAGAAUGAUUCUUGGCGAAGGUUUAGGUGUACUAUUUGUAACCCGUGCGAAGCCGGGGCGAGUCACUAUAUAGAUUCUGCGGGCCAGAAUAUAUUGGCAGAUCCGACCUCCGAUGCCUCGAUGUCGGGAAAGCCGAUAUGAGCGUAAACGGGCUCACACGAGAGGACGCCCAGGUUAUGGGGACUACGCUUGGAAAAGCGGUCGUCCACUUUCUGUCAAGAGUGUUAUUUUUUUAUUUAUAUAUACUCAGGGGUCCGGUACGUGGUCGGUGGUGUCCACACAGCCCUGCCAGAACGACGCGGAGAUGCCGUUGCGGGUGCGCCUGCGCAGACACAAGCUGAACCGCACACACGACGGUUUUGACCUAGAGGUGUCCUCGCUAGAAGAUAUAGACGACUCCUAUAGUGUUCGCGCAGACGUAUGCAAGAUGGUGGAAGGUGGAUGUAAACCCUUUAUGGAAGAGAGUCGCGACUGUUUACCCUGCUUAGCAAGAGAGCGCGGCUGGGAAAGCACCAGAUCAGUGUUGGUAGCCCUUGGAAUAGACCCACCAGACUUCCCAAUCCCUAAAUUUCACUAUUGGAUUGCAAUGAGCUCUCAAGAUUUAAAUUUGUCUAUUAAAAACGACACCGAGAGACAGUUUAAGCAAAAAAAAUACCGAUUUAGACGAGAAAAUGGAGAGUACAAGCUAGACAACUACGUCGUGGACGCAGAAGGGCUAGCGAAGAAAGGACUGUACAGUGAAUUCCAAGGAACAGGCUACAUAGUGAAGCACGGACAGGACAUUGCGUGCUACCAAAUGUCCGUUAAGUUCGAGCCAAUUGACGAAUUUGGCUCUGUGUCGUCGCUGUAUGGUUAAUGGGGCUAAACUAUUAUAAAAUAUUUUCCAAAUUAUUAUAACUGUGCAAAGUAAAUAAUUGCUUUCGCUUAA